Peromyscus maniculatus bairdii (prairie deer mouse) is the source of this 647-nucleotide messenger RNA. The record is from RefSeq and is a predicted model, not a curated record. NCBI's taxonomy places the organism in Eukaryota, Metazoa, Chordata, Mammalia, Rodentia, Cricetidae.
CCUUGUCAACUGUGGCCUCACAUCCAUCUCCUGUGCGUACCUGGCCUCAGUGCUCAGUGCCAGCUCCAGCCUGGCUGAGCUGGACCUGCAGCUGAAUGACCUGGGCAACCGUGGUGUGAAGCAACUUUGUAAGGGGAUCAGGAAUCCAGACUGCAACCUCAGAAUCCUGUGGCUGGACCAGGCCCCUCUUAGUGACCAGGUGAUGAUGAAACUCAGGGCCCUGGAGGCAAAGAAUCCACAGCUGCUCAUUUCCAGCACAUGGAAGCCACGUGUGAUGGAUCCUACUAAGAAGCGGGUUAGAGAAGAAAUGGAUGAUAGCCCAAAAUCACGUAAGCGACAGAGACUACAGUCAGAGGAGGGGUGCUCACAACUUAUACCACUAGAGACCUUCCAUCCAUCUCCACCGGACUCCGCAAGAGGUAAGCACCUGGAACCACUGGGGACUGAAGAUGACUUCUGGGGCCCUACAGGACCUGUGGCUACUGAGGUGGUUGACAGUGAGAGGAACCUGUACCUGUGAGUGAGCUCUGCCUGGCAAAGGCUGACUUUCCCCAGCACACUUUCCACAAGGGAUCCCCACAGAUAACACCCACCUAGUCUCUACUGUGCCACCUACUCACCUCACCAAGACAGGUCACAAGGCCAGG